Messenger RNA from Chilo suppressalis (striped riceborer), 4088 nucleotides. The record is from the annotation of a GenBank genome assembly. NCBI's taxonomy places the organism in Eukaryota, Metazoa, Arthropoda, Insecta, Lepidoptera, Crambidae.
CAUAGAGUGACAAAAUAACGGAUACCUUGGUACAUACUGGUGUCGAUUUUGAGUGGGUUCUCUAAACUUAAACUUAAAUUUUACAACAGUGUAUCCUUGUCAUUCCCUAUACAGAAUGAAAAGAUGAUACUAAUGUUAAAUUUAGUUUUAGUUUAAAAAAAAGUGCCAAAAUAGAUACCAUUGUCGCUUUUUCGUUUCAUUUAGUCUGAAGAAGUUUUCACAUCAAUAAUAAAUAUAAAGAUUCAAAAACAUCCCCUGAAAAAUAUAUAACACCUAAAAAUUUCCCAUCCUUCUAAAUUAUUCCCUAUAUUUAAGGUGAAAACCCUUAAGUUGGGAACCUUGUGAGGAGAUAAACAUUGACAUGGAGGGAGAUGCUCUAUAGUCUGUGAAUGUGGUCUUGUCUAAAUUACGAUAAAAAAUAGUGAGUAAUUUUGGAAUUAAUGUUUUAAAUAGCGUAAGUUUACCAUUGUUGUUUAUUAAUUUGUUAAAAUGAUAAUUCGAAUUUAGCCGACUUGAUUGUGAAGAUAAGCAAUGUGAUAAUGAGAUAGUUUGGAAAAGACGGAUUACCGUGUUAGCGCAAAAAAAUACACGGGAACAAGUAUUUCCAUCCCUGUUGUAUCGAAAACAAGGGUGGAUACUUACAGGCACACAUUUAAGAGUAUUAAUAUGAAGUGGUAAUACUCAUCAUGACUGAAACUAUUUCAACACUUACUGCUCCCAUUUCCUUGUCAACAUAUCACCAAUUGAGUUUAACAGUGGAAUCAGCAAGCAUCAGAAACUCAGGACUAUUUAAACCUAAUCCUUAUUUACAAGUAACCAUUGAUGAUAAAAUAUCAAAAAAAACUGAAGUAAUAAAGAACACAUUACAUCCCAAAUGGAAAGAAGAGUUUACAAUAUUAGUCACACCUUUGUCACAGUUGUUGUUUCGAUUAGCAGAUCAUCAUAGUUUUAGAAAAGAUAAUAUUAUUGGAGAACAAAGAGUUAAUUUACUAAAAAUCCUACAAUAUUUUAAUGGAAAAUGUGAAAAUGUGGAGUUAACUUUAGAUAUGAUCAAAACAGCAUCACAAGAAAAUACACCUAAUUCAGCUGAAUCUAAAACAGCAGAAGUAGUUCUACUUUUUGACGGAUUAAGAAUUGAUCCUGCUACUUUACAUCAAUCUCAUGAAGCCCUUGGAGAAGUAACAAAUUCACGUAAUUCCAAUGAAGGUGUUCGUGCACGCAUUAGACGUAAUAACCCAGAAACGUUAAGAUCCAUGUUACGCACACCAAAUUUAAGGCCACCUCCUGGGCCUCCACCUUUGAGUAACGGGGGAGUGCACAUCCCCGGUAGUAACGCGGUCGUGGAUGUGCCGGGCGCGGCCGCUGGGCCUUCGCACCAGGAAGCGCCGGCACCGGAGCCCGCGCAUCCACCGCCCUCUGCUGCUUCAACCAGCACCCCUGAAGAACCCCUGCCGCCAGGCUGGGAAAUGCGAUACGAUGUCUAUGGUCGAAGGUACUACGUGGACCACAACACGCGGUCUACGUCGUGGGAGCGGCCGCAGCCGCUGCCGCCGGGCUGGGAGGUGCGGCGCGACGCCCGCGGCCGCGUGUACUAUGUGGACCACAACACGCGCACCACUACCUGGCAGCGGCCCGACACGGAGCGCUUGGCCCGCUUCCAGCACUGGCGCGGCGAGCGGCGCCACGUGGUCGCGCAGGGCAACCAGCGCUUCCUCUACCCGCAGACGCAGCCGCCCCCGCACGCGCAAGCCGAGCUCGAGCCCGACGCCGCACAGAUGCCGAUCGGCGUCGGUCCAGCGAGCUCGAUGGGCGGUGUCGGGGCGCCAGUGCCUGUGGGUGCGGUGGCGGGUGCGGUAGCGGGGGCGCCAGCGGGCGCGGGCGCGGCGGCGGCGGCGGCGGCCUUAGACGACGGGCUGGGCGCGCUGCCCUCCGGCUGGGAGCGGCGAGUGCAGCCCGACGGCCGCGUCUACUACGUCAAUCAUAAGAACCGCACCACGCAGUGGGAGGACCCGCGUACACAGGGUCAAGAAGUGAGCGCGCCAGAAGAGGCUCUUCCUCCAGGUUGGGAGAUAAGAUUCACAGAGGAGGGCACGAGAUACUUCGUGGACCACAACACGCGCACCACCACAUUCCAGGACCCCCGGCCCGGGGCGCCGAAAGGGCCCCAGGGCGCCUACGGGGUCCCCAGGGCGUACGAACGCUCCUUCCGAUGGAAACUUAGUCAAUUCCGAUAUCUGUGCCAGAGCAACGCAUUACCUAGCCACAUCAAAAUUACGCUGUCCAGACAGACCCUGUUCGAAGAUUCCUAUCAUCAGAUCAUGAGGUUACCAGCGUACGAGUUGCGUAGACGAUUGUAUAUAAUAUUUAGAGGAGAGGAAGGAUUGGAUUACGGCGGCGUCAGCAGAGAAUGGUUUUUCCUGCUGUCACAUGAAGUUUUGAACCCAAUGUACUGUCUAUUCGAGUACGCCAACAAAAACAACUACAGUUUACAGAUAAAUCCAGCUAGCUACGUGAAUCCGGAUCAUUUGCUGUAUUUCAAGUUUAUAGGGAGGUUCAUUGCGAUGGCUUUGUAUCAUGGCAGAUUCAUAUAUUCUGGAUUCACGAUGCCGUUUUACAAGAGAAUGUUGAACAAGAAGCUUACUAUGAAAGACAUAGAGAGUAUUGACCCCGAGUUCUAUAACUCGCUAGUGUGGAUCAAAGACAACAACAUAGACGAGUGUGGGCUUGAGAUGUGGUUCAGUGUGGACUUCGAAGUGCUCGGUCAGGUCAUACACCAUGAGCUGAAACCCGCCGGGGAUAAGGAGCGCGUAACCGAAGCAAACAAGGAACAAUAUCUUCAACUCGUUACACAAUGGCGAAUGACGCGCGGCAUCGAAGAACAAACGUCGGCGUUCCUCGACGGAUUCAAUGAGGUGGUGCCGCUAGAGUGGUUGAAGUACUUCGACGAGCGCGAGCUGGAACUGAUGCUGUGCGGCAUGCAGGAGGUAGAUGUGGAGGACUGGCAACGGAACACCAUCUACCGUCACUACACGCGCUCCAGCAAGCAGGUCGCGUGGUUCUGGCAGUUUGUUAGGCAAAUGGACAACGAAAAGCGGGCACGAUUACUCCAGUUCGUGACUGGUACCUGCAGAGUUCCCGUGGGGGGUUUUGCAGAAUUGAUGGGAUCUAAUGGACCUCAAAGGUUCUGCAUAGAAAAGGUCGGCAAAGACACGUGGUUGCCUCGCUCCCACACCUGUUUCAACAGACUUGACUUACCACCAUAUAAGAGUUAUGAACAACUAUGUGAAAAACUUAACUACGCUAUUGAAGAAACUGAAGGUUUUGGCCAAGAAUGAAAAUAUUAUAGAUAUCUACUAUUUAGCAUUAGUGAAAUAUGUAAAUUUAUUAGCACAUUCUACUGCACCACCUAAGUUUUUUCGCCAAUGGAAUUGGUGCUGUUAUAAAAAAGACCAACCAAAUAAUGUAUGAAUAUUUUGUUUUAAUUAAUUAAUAUUAUUAUGUAGAUAUGUUUAGUAUUCUGUCAGUGUAUAAGAAAUAUUUUGUUUGAACAAUAUUUAAUGAGAGUUCAUCUAUAAAGUUCAAUAAAUAAUUUGUAGUUUUUAUUGUAGUAGCAUAUAUAUCCCUUUAGCGAUAGUUGGGCUUAUACUUGCUUUUGUAUUUGACUUAAAUAUAGUUUGUUGAUAGUGAACUUAGAUAAUUUAUUAUCUAAUUCUCUAAUCUCUAUAUUUACUUGUGACGGUUUCUUGCUCCUGAUCCAAUUUAUGUAGUUUUACUGGACGAACAAGGUUGGUAUAUUUUUGCCUUGGUCCUCUACGAAUAUGGUUGAUGAAAUAUAGUACUACUAAAAAGCAUAUCUUAAAUUAUGUUACCUGAGACAGGGCAAAGUAUGAGAGUUGGUUCUAGAAACAAUACCGACACCGUUGUGGUAUUUCUUUGAAAUACCUCAGCUACACUUAAAAUCUGACCCGAUAGUUUUGGCGAAAAUUAUACUACAUUAUAUUUUACUAUCUUUUUUGCAUAAGUUGUCUAUGGCGGCUGUUAUUUCUGGAAGAUAUGUAUUAGGUACUAUUGUAUCAGGAUAUUUUUUG